AGGUCACGCCGAGAUUCUUUACCGAUGCACAGACAUUCGGUGUGAGAGGGCCUAGAUAAUUGGCUGGGAGGUCAGAUGGGUUACAGCCAAAUAAUAUAGCCUCCGUUUUGGUUUCAUCCAAAUGUAGGAAGUUUUCCCCCAACCAAGAUUUAACUUCGAAAAAACAGUCCAGCAGCGUCUGUACAGAGUCAUUAUUUGAAAGGUUUAAGGGCAGGUAGAUCUGUACGUCGUCGUCAUAGCAGUGGAAAGAAAGUUUGUAUUUACGGAGAAUUGAGCCCAACGGCAAAAUGUACAAUAAAAAUAAAAUCGGUCCUAAAAUUGAACCUUGGGGUACUCCAGAGGUGAGUGGGGCUGCAGUUUAAGCGAAUUCCCCUAGCUGCACAGAAAAACUGCGUUCAUUUAAAUAGGACUGGAACCACAGAAGAGCAGGGCCUGUUAUGCCUACCCACUGCUCUAGCCGAUCUAAAAGGAUAUUAUGAUCUACAGUGUCGAACGCAGCUGUUAAAUCAAGGAGCACUAGGAGGGCAGGGUUUAACGUUUCAAAUGCUACAGUUUUUCUCUAUUGCUAAAACACAUUUCACCAUACUAUCCCCCCUUUUCCCACAACCCUAAACACAAAACACUUUUCUCAAGCACUAUUCGCACAACAGCAAAUUCUCUUCCCAAAACCAACGCAUACACUCCAAAACAGAACAUCGUAUAUUCAAAGUCACUCAAGCACACCAAAACAAUUGCACCUACGCUCAAAAGUCUCACAUAUUCUCAAAAGUCCACCUUGACAACACAAUACCUCUCAAGGCCUGCAAAAAUGUAAACACUACCAAGCGUCAUUACACACACUUUAAAAAAUGCAAAACACAAUGUUCAUAGUGUGAGACCGUUCUUUUUACAGUUUCAUCACUGCAGAACACAUUUUUUUAGAAACCCUUACAUACAUAUAUUCUCAAAUAUAUAUUGGGCAUGCACUCUAGAUUUGUGUGUUUCAUAGGAAUAGUCACAUGAAGAAAAAGCAGUUACUGUAUCACAACUCAAUGCAAAGCAGUGUAAACACCAUGGAGGAGCCAUUGCACACAAUACAUACAUAUAGUGUACAGUAACAAUUGAAAACACAAUGUUCAGGGUGUAACUUUUUUUUAUUACAGUAUUGACAGUAUGUUUUACUGCACAGAUUUGAAAGACUGCCACAUGCAGGUGGGAGACGAAUCCCAAGAAUCGACAUGGUUCAGGAGAAUUGUCUACAUGGUUCAGGAGAAUACUGUAAUAUCAUAAGGGGAAAUACAGGAUAACAUCUUUGCUGACAAUCUGAACUUCACAAACUCAGCCUGACCACUGACUCCAGUUGGGCGUCUGUGAAUAUGGAACCCCUCCCACCUGCAUGUGGCAGUCUGUCAACUCUAGAGAAACAAAAAUACAUUUGGUCAGUACAGAGAUAGUCCUUGCAGUACACAGUACUGUCACACUUUUACCCAUGGUUGCAAUUGUUCUAGGUGAAAAUGAAGGCUUGCCCCUCAACUGCACUCAAGUUUACAGUAAUGUACGGUAAAGGUAAUGAAACACGCAGUUUACAGAAUCAUACAUAUACUGUAAAUGCUGUACUGUAAAAUACAGUACUGUAAAGGCAUGUAUUCAAUACAUGGACAUCUCUUUACAGCAAACUGUGGUAAAUCGAAUUGCACUCCACUACGUAUGCAGUACAGUAUCUGUAUAGACAUCUACUGUAGUGACCAAGAAAUACUACAUUCAGUACCUGUUGUGUUGUCUGAAGGCCCGAAUGAUGGUGGCCACUGUAUAUCGGCUUAUGUUUGGCUGGACUCGUUGGCCAGCUUCAGUCAUGGUCAUUCCAUGGACAAUGACAUGGUUGAUAACAGUCGCUCACAUCUCAUCUGUGAUGAUCGUGCGUCGACGUCUCAUUUGCCCUUCUCUUGCUCCUUGGCCUGCUCCUCUUCCUCCUUGGCCUGCUCCUCUUGCUCCUUGGCCAGCUCCAUGCCCCCCUCGGCCAGCUCUUUGUCCUCCUCGGCCUGCUCUUUGCCCCCCUCAGCCUGCUCCUCUUCCUCCUCGGCCUGCUCCUCUUCCUCUGACGAGAAUCCCUCUGUCUUGUCCCUCCAUUGCUCGGAAUAUUCAGCACACUCUGCACUCUGCACUGACUUAUAUAGGUGUGGUUACCAGGUGUCUUCAAUUUUGAGUCGUUGUGUUUAAUCAAGGACGCAAGGUAUGUGCAUUGUGUUCAAGUUUUGCUGACUGUGGGUAGCAUUUUGCAUCAAAUGAGCUUAACUGUGCAUGUUUGAGCAGAUGAGUUUUGCAGGAUGUGUUUUAGCAAGAAAAAAAUGUGUUCUGAGAAGAAGUGAGUGGGUUUUGUGAAUAGUGUCUACAGGUGAAAUGUGUUUCUGGUUGUGGCAAAUGGGGCUUCAUUUUAAUAAAUGUGUUGAGGCAACUGGUCAUUGGGUUUAGAGUAUGGUGAAAUGUGUUUUAGCAAUAAAGAAAAACUGUAAUACUUUUGUAUCUAAAUGCUGCAAAACUACAAUAUAUCCUCAUGAAUUUAAAGAGGCAGUAAGUUCUUUUAUAGAUAAUAAAAGUUUAAAAAAAUGCCAGCAAGAGAUAUACUCAAGUCAACAUCCCCAGUUGUUGAAUCUCUGCAAAAGGGGAAGUCUGUCAUUUUAAAAAAGAGAAACACAAAUAUCGUGCAUGACAACAGUGAAGGAGGCUCAUGGAGUGCUGGGCCCUGGAAGGCUGGGGGUCUUAAAGAGACAGGUGUUGAGGUGAAGCGUUUUAGAGAGGCGGUGUGAAGGAUAACAGCUGGUGUGAUUAAUUUAGUUCUGAAAGUCAGAGAUUAAAAAUUGUGGUAGUUCUUUUUCAAGACGUGUUAUUUUAUUUCUCCAUGUUUUGACAACAUGUUGUUAUUCCCAGAUAUGCUAUGAAAACUCACUUCCGAGAUAACAGCACGAGUUAAGUUUUCUCUGUAGUUUGAUGUAUUAAGCUAACAGGACAACAGAACCUAAUGCACAAAACCCGCUUUUCAGGUGACAGCACAAAAUGGCAUAAAGUUUAGGCUUAUUGGCAACAAUACCCUAAAAACUGAACUACAGAGGUGCAUCUAUGGUGUAGUCUCAGUUCCAACCCAACAGGACACAAAAUUACACUGGAGCCCACUGGAAACAACGCUACAGGUGCGUUUCAGCUCGCCAUUUGUAAUCAUCAUUGUGACGUCAACGGUUUCUCCCGAGCAGCCUGUGGUCUCGCGGCCACCUCCCCCUCACCAUGACAACGACAGAUUUCCAGCAUCGUCAGAGGACACAAGCAUUAGCUAUUUUGAUUUAGAGACGGUUUAACGGUAAAUAUAUCGCGUUUAAUUACAUAUUAAGAGGUUAUUACAAGAAAAAGGAGGAUUUCUCUGCUGUGUGGGCUCUGAUGUAGCGGAAACCAGCCGGAGGCAGAGGGAGACGCCGUUUAACUGCGUGAACAACAUGGCUCUUCCUCAGCAUCCCCGGCUGCUGCUGUGGCUGCCUGUUUGUGUUGUUCUGCUGUGCGCUGUCCAAUAUGUCCACCCUCGGUCUUUGCCCAUAUCAGACCUGAAAUCCAAGAUAUCCGGGGUGGAGGAGCUGCUGGAGGAGUUCCGCAAGCAGCUGCAGCAGGACCAGGCGUAUAGGACAGGCGAAGUGAGUGACUCCUGUGUGGGCGACUUUAACGCUGAAGAGGAGCGCAUCAUCAAGACUAAGGCCUCCAUUGAGCAGGGGGCCACUUUUCUGCUGGCUCCGGACAGGGUGUACACCUGGAAGGACUGUCUGCACGCCUGCUGCUCCCAGCCGCACUGCACUGUGGCCGUGGUUCAGGAGGAUCCGAGGCAGUCCGGGGACAGCCUCGGAUGUUACCUGUUCAACUGCACCUACAGGAACAAAAAUGUCUGCUCCUUCGCACCGCAGCAAGGCUUUAGCACAUACAGCCGGACUUCUAACACGACGCAGUCUGGACACCUCCCUGCUGUAUCCAGCGGGUCAUCCAGCAGGCCCGGGGAGGGACACCCGGAGGAGGAUGAUACUCAAGGUGAGGGAUGCUUGAACAAGACAAACCAGGAAAGUCCUGAUUUAUUAUGAUGAUUAUGAUUAUGAUGAUAUUAUGAUUAAAAACAUGCAGAGCUUUAUAGUAGUUUAACUAAUCUGUUGGCUUAAUAUUACUUAACAUUAUUUGGCAUAAUUUUAGUGAGCUUACAGCUUUCAUUUUACCUAGAGGUGUUUUACAAUUAGGGGCUGUUAUAUGGGACUUAAGGCACAUGAAGAUAAAGAGAAGAUGUUAAAGGUUGUAAAUGAACACCAGUGACUGAUAUCAGUGCGUGACAUAUUAUUCCUCACAUAAACCAAAAUUACCUCACAUGAGCUUUAACAUGGAAAAAAAACAAACCCAUCCACCCAUUCAUCCAUUUUUUUUACUGCUUUCCCCAUUUGGAGUUGUGGCGGGGGCUGGAGCCUAUCCUAGCAUCUUGGGGUGAAGGCAGGGGAGACCCUUGAAAAAAAAAAUAUAUAUAUAUAGAUAUAUAUAUAUAUAUAUAUAUAUAUAUAUGUGUGUGUGUGUGUGUGUGUGUGUGUGUGUGUGUGUGUGUAUGUAUGUAUUUUUUUUGUUAUGUAGAUGGGGCACCUGCCCUACCAGCUGUACCACAAAGACACACCUUUUUUUUUCUUUUAAAUUUUGAUUAAAAAUUGAUGGGUGUAAACAGGCAUACACUGGGGAAUUAUAAUGAUGAUAUGUGAGGUGAGUUGAUGUGCGUUAAGUUAUUUUAAAGGGCCAUGUUCAACAGUUUGAUGUUAACUGAACAAAGAGCAUAAUUCUCAGAUACAAGUCUUUAUUGGGUUUAAUUGAACCUUACUCCAUGAUCUUGAGUGCAACAUUAUUUUCCCGAUUUACUCACUUGUUUUUUUCUCAGUGCAGUUUUUAGUCAUCUCUCUGCUGCCACAUUAUAGUGUGUAAUACAGUCAUUUUAAAGUAGAUUAAAAAGAGUUAAAUUUGAUGAAAAGUUUACAAAGUUUUACUCUAGAUUUCUAAAGUUUACCUCAGCACAUUAUGGUCAUCCACACAAAGUAAUAAAGUAGAGCAGGGCUGGUUAAUGAUUUACCUUUCCUUCUGUAGCUGAGCAAAAAUAUCCAGAGACUCUGAGACAAGCAGCAGGUGUUGUUUUGAUCCCCUCCUGUGUUUAAUUACCAGCUUCAAGCUGGUUCUACAGGGUUUGAAUCACAGCAGAAAAAGCAGAAAUCAUUGUCCAAAAAUACUCUUUUUUUGUGUGUAAUAACCAGUAAUGAGUAAUUUGUUUUGGUGAUAAUAUUCCAAAAUAAUCAUUUUUUUCAGGUUCUUCAAAGGGAAGAUUCAGUGAUGUCAGAAAUAUCAUUUUCAGUUAGAUAAAUGAAGAGGUCAACUUUGGUUAGGAAACAGUGUAAGUGUGAAGAGAACCAGAAGAUUGACUCAUGAUGGAAGCUAACAAAAGUACAAUUUUGCCAUAAAACAGAAACUUUACUGCAGCUCUGAUUAAAUAUUUAAUGUCUUAACCUGCAAAUGAACAAAUUAAAGGAAGAAACACGUGCUGCACAUCCUUCGUAUUAAAAAAGCUGUCUGUGUGUGUUUUUGCAGAGGUGGACGAGCCCCCUCGCAGUGAUGCUGGACCCGACGUGGUCAUCCAGCUCCCAACAGACUGGGCUGUGCUGGAUGGACGCGACAGUGUGGAUGACCAUAGGAUCAGCCACUACGAGUGGACUCUUGUAAAGGGAGGCACGGCUAUCAAUAUGAAGGUCAGUGUUUACUGCACACACACAAAGCCAGGACAUGUAACAGUAAAAUGUCUGUAUGCUGUUUAUUUUUGGUGGGUCACCUGAGACUGAAAGACUGAACAGGAAAUAAAGGGAGUACACAGGGUUCACUCUGUUGUUCUCUCCUUAUCAGAGAGCAGAUGAUGUAAUAUUUGAGUCCUCCAUAUGAAUACUCACUAAUCACCCUCACAGACACCAGUGUCAGAUUACUUGUUUGUACUGGUUAAGUCAACAGAGAGACCUGCAGCCACAGCUCCAUGAUGGGUCUCUGUUCCAACACAGACAAGAGUUCAUUACAUUCAAACCUGCUUAAAGCACAAGAGAAAUACUGGAGCCUCAAGAGCAGCAUGUUAAAUUCUUAAAAUGUUUUCAUCUGAAGUAUGAAUGUACUAUUUUCAGCCCUCAGCAGAGGCAAGUUGUUGAUCACUGGUUCAAUGGAGUAUUUGAAUUUUCAUGUAUUUCUAAAAAUAAUAGCCUCUUUAUUCAGCACCUGAGCAAUUAAACCAAGCCCAUAGAGUGUGUUGACAGGUAAAGCCCAGGCAUACUGGGAGGACAAAACAACAGCAGAAGCUGUCAUGAAACAGGACUCAGAAUGUGUAGACACAAAUGCAAAUCACCACACCAGCAAGUCAAAUAGGCAUAAGGUUUAACAGGACAAGCAAAGGUCAGUACAUGGUAUGUCAGUCAGCAAAGGCAGAGGUAUCCAAAAAAGGGCUGAGGCAAAAAGGCAAGGUCAAAAAAUGAGCAAGGAUCUAUACACAAUGUGACUAUGAGUAUGAAUGCUGGCAUAAGAUUGAAGAGUGUAACGAACUGACGAUGACAGUGAGACAUGUGAGGUUUAAUACAACAGGUAAUGAGGGUGAUGGGAAACAGGUGGAGAGACACAAUCAGGCAACAGGUGUGACGAGACCGGGGCAGGGUAGACCAGACAGGAAAAAAUCUAGAAGACAGAAACAAGGGUUAGUGGACUACAAAAUAAAACAGGAAAGACAUGACAAAAAAAAAAAAAAACAUGAAUGUGCCAAAAUAAAGGAAACUUAACCAACAUAAACAUACUGAAAUAAAAAAGGAAACUUCACCGACAUGACAGAAACCUGAAAGGCAGACCAAAAUACAUCUCUAAUUAUAAAAAAAAACAGAACCAGGUUUUGGCUUUAUGCCCUAUAUAUGUGGAAUAUAGUACCAGAAAAUGUCAGUCUGAGCCUCUCUGGUCUUUUUAAUCUGGAUUGAAGACUCUCCUGUUUACAGCUGCUUUUUAUUGGAUUCCUUUAAAGACUUAAUGUCAUGAACUGAGGCACAGGUUUUUCUGAACACAAAUGGACAGCACUGAAUUUGGUUCCAAAAACAGGCAAGGGUUUAUUCAGAGCAAGUAGAGGUCAGUACACAGGUAAGCAGUGAGACCAAGCAGAGGUAUCCAAAAAAAUGAGGGGCAAAAAGAGGAGGUACAAAAAGGCAAGGUACAAUACAGGGCAUUGCUAUGGCUAUGGCUAUGACUAUGGGUAUGGCUAAGGAUAUGGAUAUGGCGAGAACGCUGGAUUGAGGACUGGGUACAACGAACUGGUGAUGAGACAGUGAGAGACACAUGAGGUUUAAUACAAGAGGUGAUGAGGGUGAUGGGAAACAGGAAGGGAGACACAAUCAGGCAACAGGUGACGAGACCGGGGCAGGGCAGACCGGACUGGAACAAAUCUAGAAGACAGAGAUAGGGGUUAGUGAUUUCAAAAGAAAACAGGAAACAAAAUUUAAAAAAAUAAAAAAUAAACUUAACCAAUGAUGACUGUGAAAGAAAUAAAGGACACUCAACAUGAAUAUUCAGAAAUAAAAGGAAACUUCACUGACAUGACAUUUUAAUGUCAGUUUUUAUUUCUUAUAUCCAGAUCUGUUCUCUAUCUUUAUGCUUUCAUUCAAAACUAUCAUAUUCGAACCUUCUGCUUUUGCUGUUUUAACUUUUUUUUAUUGUUGCCUUUCUUUGAUUUUAGUUUUCAAAGGUACGGUGUGUUGAAAGGAUAAUAUUCAGCAAUAUCUAGCAGCUAGGUUCUAGAUUGAAAUGCUCCCUUGCUCACCCCUCCCAUUAGUUAAGUGAAGCUGCUGUGAGGCAUGAUGUUUAUAACCCUCCAUUUGUCAGGGUUUUAGCGUCAAAAACAGUUAUCUUUAUUUUUUAUUUUUGGCCUUAUCUCCCAACCAACUUGGCGGGGAUGAGCACCCACAAAAGGCACAUAUUACUAGUUUGUCUAUUUUGUGCUUCUGUAGGAACACAGCUGUGCCACUAAAUAUUUUACAGUGGAUCUUUAAAGCUCUUGUGAGAAACUUUCUGUCUGUGUUGACUCUGAUGUCCCCUGUGAUCAAAGUGGUAACUUAUAUUGAUAUUUAAUUGACAAAAAAAUCUCCCCCUUAUGCCUUUCAGCAGUGAAGUUCCUGACUCACCAUGAUGACUUUGGUGUGGGUAAAGUCACUAAGGCUGUUAAAGCUCUUGUAAGGAGUUUUAGGGUGUGAAACAGACUGAAGGGGAGAGGGAGAGGGGAAGAAAAUAAAAUUAUCCUACGCUGCAGUGUGACUAUAAUAGAUACCUUCCAUUGCCAAAAUUAAAAAGUUUUGAGACAGAUCAACUCAAUUUAUGCUUCAAAGACAGACCUCACCUGUUUGAGUCAAAAUCUGAUUCAACAUUUGUUGCUUGUCCUUGUGUUUUUUUAUGUUUUGUUGAAGGCAACUCAUCCAGGGCUGCUGAAGGUCAGCGGUCUGCAGGAGGGAGCCUACACCUUCCAGAUGACCGUCACUGACACAGCGGGACAGAAGAGCUCUGACAACGUCUCUGUCACUGUGCUGGCACCAAAACACCAAGCAGAAGGUGAUGCACUCAUGACAAAACAAAGAGAUCUUCUAUGAGCUCCUUUACGAUCUAUGAAUUCCACCCUAAAAACAAACAGCCGCUUUGUCUCGAUCUCCAGUUUUCACCUUGUAAAUCUGGGUGCCUUUAAGUUAUGCAUGAUGUCUACUUUUCUCUUUCUGCACCUACAGUGUGCACAGGUCACUGUUCACGCUACCAGUUUAAGUGUGAUGACGGCUGCUGUAUUGACAUCUCCUUCGCUUGUGAUGGGAAACAACACUGUCCGGACCGCUCUGAUGAAGACUUCUGCCAAAACUGUGAGGACAGCCUGAUUCCCACCCAUCCUAUGAUCUCUAGCAUCACCCAAGUCAGUGAAAAUGUAAAGAGUGAAUUAAUCCUCCCUUCACAUGAUUAUUUGUCUUUGCUUUCUGCAGUUGACAGCAGCAGGAAAUCAGUGACCCACACUGCUGAUCUAUCAACCCCUCAUCAACCUGUAGCUCAGACAGAGGAAGCCGAGGAUGUCACCAUGGUCCAGACCGGAUCCAGAAAGACUGUAGAGGCCAUUGUGCCACCGCAGGACAGGAGCAAAGCUCCUCCUCCACAGAGUCCCAGCCUGCAAGAGGAUGCAGCCAGUCAAGGUGAGGCUGUGUUAGUAUUAAAGCUGUAUUUGCACACUCAGCAAACAAAAUCAUGUGGAGAGUGAAUAUAAAAAGAUUUUCAAGCAUACAGUCUGGCAGGAAUCUAAAAACAUUUCCCUCUCUUCGGCUUCCUGUUCAACAAUAUGAUCCUCCAUCACAGUGUCAUUAGUGCAGUAUCUCUUUGUAGCGAGGCAGAGAGGGUUUCAGAGUAGAUUUGGCCAUAGAAGCAGAUGGAGCCCCUGUAGGCAGCCAUUGAGUCACAGCACACUGAGCUGAAAACGCUGCCAGAGCCACAGGGCUACUCGGCAGUCCCUGGGAAAGCAGCUCUGUGCCUGCUGGAACAAAGCGCCUCUGUCCCCUCCGCCAUCUGAUCCCUGAAUCAGGCUGAGAGCGACCAAAAGGGCUCCUUCCCCCAGCAGUGUUUUACCACAGGUAUGACACGGGUGAGGAGCAUUUCUCAGGAGUCUUCUCUUCAUGUCACCACUGAAGAGUGCCAUAUCUGAGAGCUUGGAAAUCUAAGAUGAUACGAAAUAGAAAGAGAAGUGACCUUUAAAUUCUCUCACCUUGGAUCUGCACUGAGUAGUAUCUGAACAUCUUGGAUGAAAAGGCUGUGAGCACUUUUCUCCAUUCAGUUAAAGGUGUUAGCCACCUAUUUAGGCGUUCAGCAGACAUUAAACAGGUUUCAGAUUAACCAUGAGUCAUGGUUCUUGCCACUGGUCCAUGUCCAGAUUUUACUUUUUUUAGCUAAGGUUUUUCCACAGCCCUCCAUGUAUGGACGUUGUGGUCCCUGUUGCAGGGGUCGGCCUCAAUCUUUUGCUGCAUGUCUUUCUCCGCUCUCUCUUCAGCUGUUCUUUCUUUUUUGUCUGUUAAGUUUAUUUGCACACCACAAGAACACAAAAAACAAAGAGUAAUAAAUACUUUAACGUUGUGCAGGGGGGGGUUGGAAGACCAUUAUUCACUUCGACUUGUGCUAUUUGUCAGCUAAGAUAACAAGACAUCAAUUUGGUCUUUUUUCACUCUUCCAGAUCCGUGUGCUGCAGCUCCAGUUGUUGGACCCUGCAAAGGAAACUUCCCUCGCUGGUACUACGACCAAAGUGCAGGAGCAUGCAAACACUUCCUUUACGGUGGCUGCCAGGGCAACCAUAACAAUUUCCUCCAGGAGUCGGACUGUGUCAGUGAAUGUAUACAGAAAAGUGAGAAUCUGCCCUUAAUGUAAUACACUUUUUUAAAGCUUUGCUUAAAACUCUGAUAAUCAUACGUGUUCAUGAAACUGUCUUUCAGGUCCGUCUUUUAAACCAGCGACCGUGGCUCCUCCCAUCACCAAGCAGACUGAAAUAGGUACAGCACUAACUGACUCAAACUAAUGAAAGCUACACUCGGAAAAACAAACACAAGGGCAUGAAGUGUAAUGGUGAAAAGUUAAAAAACAUGUUAUGACUUUAAAUACAACGAGCCAGUAGGGGGAGCGCUAAACACUUUGGCUUCAGAUUGGGGGAGCUGUCAUGUUGUCCAUGAUUAAUUUAUAUUUCAGGAACAUUUUGUCAACUGUUGAUUAUUUCAAUCUAUAAAUGAUUUCUUUUUUUCUUGAAGCUCCCCCCAAAGUCUCCCAGAAGCAGCCAGAAAGUGAUGCCCCCGUCUCCAAGCCCUUCCCAGUGAUGGGAGGGCAUCCAGUACCAGAGUCUGGUAAAAGUCAACAUAAAAACAUAUAUAUUAGCUCUUUUUUUUAACUCCUUCUGCUUUUCCUUGCCAAUUUUCUGAACUACUUUUCUUCCACUGCUGAUCAUCCCCCCUGCAGGUGCCAUCCUCCCUCUGGCUCUCGGCAUCAUCAUCACCGCUCUGCUGCUGCUCAUGAUAGGCUGUCGUCUCAGACUCGUCCGCCACAAACUCAAGAAAGCCCGACCACUGACAACUGAGGAGUCAGAUUACCUCAUUAAUGGCAUGUACCUGUAGCCAAUCAGAAACAAGCAGCAAAUGCGAGAGAAACACGGGUCAUGUCCCUGGAACCUGAGCUGGGACUUAUUUUGAAAUUUGCACUCUGAAUUUCUGGCUGUCUGUUUCUCUGGUUUAUCCUCCUCAUGUCUGAACUAUGCUGUCAUGACUGAUCCUGAACUUUCACUCACUGAAUCCACUCCGACCGGUGAAUCUGCUGCUCAAAAAACGCUGCCUUCAAAGCCAACACUCAUAUUUAGAUGCUUGUGGGUUUUUAUUUAUGUUGUCUUAAGAAACUCUGAUUGUAAAUCCAUGACUGGAACCUUUAUGUCCAGCUGUCUAUAUUCUCCUGAUGACUUAAGUAUACACUAACUUUGUCUGCUCUAUCAUGCUAUGUUUUUGCCACUGGGUGACACUAAAGUGCUUAAUUUGUGCUGCAUAUCUCGCCCAAGUUUAACAUACUUUGACACACCAUGUAGGUUAUAGUGCACUUUUUUGGGUUAUUCUGAAUCAACAAAAUAUUUCUCAAAUUUUCUUCAAAUCCUAUAAAGCCAUAAAAUACUAUAUUCCUGUGUUUUGUCACAUAUCAUUCUUCAAAAGAAAAUUUAUGUGGAGUAUUAUACAAUGCAGAUGUAUCCCCUUAAAGUGCUGUCUUUUAUGUGAGAUAUUAAAGUUUAUUAUAAAUCCAAGAACACUGGUGCCGUCUGCUGACAUAAGCCCAGUUGAGGGGGGGGGGGGGAGGGGGGGGGGGCUUGUUUGCCUAAAUUUGGAGGAAGUUUGUCCACUUUUUCAGCGGUUUCUAUGAUUCUGUCAAAGAUUAUUUACCAUAGAUGAUGAAAUCCCCAAAGUCUUUGCAAUUUUUACACUCAAGGAAUAAUAUCCUUAAAGUGGUGAACUACAGUAUUUGCUCACAGUCUUCCAAUGAUGAAUCUCCAAAAGGCCCACUGAUGUCAUUAUCAAGUCAUAUUAUUAACCUGUUGCAAAUUAACCAAUAAAUUAGUUUCCCCAGUUUUAUUCUAUUA
This is a messenger RNA of Xyrichtys novacula (pearly razorfish), 12199 nucleotides long. The record is from the annotation of a GenBank genome assembly. NCBI's taxonomy places the organism in Eukaryota, Metazoa, Chordata, Actinopteri, Labriformes, Labridae.